AUGGACGUUGAACCCACCCACAGCCACCAGCAGUACAACUCCUGCCCGAACGCACCAUAUCCGGCCGAGGAUAUGAUUGCAAGCACUCCAGCACUGUUCUCCGGGGCCCUGUUAAACCGCGAAAUCACCAACAAAGAAGACAAAAAGGUAGAAAGUGCAAUAAAAUAUGACAAGGUCUCUCUUCCUCGGUGCUCCAUACAGAGGUGGCAGCCAUCUCCUGCUGGGCAUCAUGGCCACCUCAGUCCUCUGACGAAGCCCAAGAUCAUUAAAAAGAGGACCAAGAAGUUCAUCCAGCACCAGUCAGAUCCAUAUGUCAAAAUUAAGCACAACUGGCAGAAACCCAAAGGCACUGACAAUAGGGUACAUAGAAGAUUCAAGGGCCAGAUCUUGAUGCCCAACACUGGUUACAGGAGCAACAAGGAAACAGAGCACAUGCCUCCCAGUGGCUUUCAGAAGUUCCUAAUCCACAGCAUCAAGGAGCUUGAAGUGCUGCUGGUGUGCAACAAAUCUUACUGUGCAGAGUUUGCUCACAAUGUCUCCCCCAAGAACCACAGAACCACUGUGGAAAGAGCAGCCCAGCUGGCCAUCAGAGUCAGCAAGCCCAGUGCCAGGCUGUGCAGCAAAAAAAAUGAAUAG
This is a messenger RNA of Mirounga angustirostris (Northern elephant seal), 636 nucleotides long. Its product is annotated as large ribosomal subunit protein eL32-like. Gene Ontology annotation, biological process: translation. The record is from RefSeq and is a predicted model, not a curated record. The transcript is spliced from 2 exons. The coding region runs from base 1 to 636 and encodes 211 amino acids. NCBI's taxonomy places the organism in Eukaryota, Metazoa, Chordata, Mammalia, Carnivora, Phocidae. Gene Ontology annotation, cellular component: cytosolic large ribosomal subunit; ribosome. Gene Ontology annotation, molecular function: structural constituent of ribosome.